Molecule: messenger RNA, 1185 nt
Organism: Ramularia collo-cygni
Lineage: Eukaryota; Fungi; Ascomycota; Dothideomycetes; Mycosphaerellales; Mycosphaerellaceae
Exons: 2
Coding region: 1-1185 (394 amino acids)
Source: RefSeq, a predicted model, not a curated record
AUGUCCUUUUACGACAACGACAGCGGCUCCUGGUCCGCCUCCAAUCGGCAGUCCUCGUGGGAGCACCAACAGGCACCGCCAUCACGCUCGGGCACCGGGUCCGCCGUGUCGCAACGGCAAGAAUCGAACGCAUUCGCGUCGCAAUUCGAAGAAAUCGACCGAGCAACAGACAACUUGCUUAAGAGCGGCAAAUGGUUUCCCGGCCAGACGCAGGCUGCGGCAGGCGGUGCGGCUGCCACUCCACGUAGGGAAAGCUCCGUGGGACGAAGCUACGAUUUCAGCUCAGACCCUCGGAUGGGUGGUGGACCAUCGCGACAACCAUCCGUGAGCGAGCACGAUGCGACACGCCCGGCCUCUGCUGGUCUACAAAACUUUUACGCCGGACAACGCUUCCCGGGUGGCCGACAAAGCGAAGCCGAGCAAAUGCUGCAGGCGAAGCGCCGGAUGGCUGCUCAGCGUGAGCGCGAACUGCGUAAUUACCACCAGGAGCAGCAAUACAACAGAAAAGCGGUUUCUGGUCAAAAGUCCGAUCGUUCCAUGAGUCCAGCAGCGAUGAACGAGGAAGAUCGUCGCGAACUGAUUGCACGCCAGCACCGCGCGCUGUAUGGCGACAAUUCCAGCCUAUACAACGCAGAUGGAACUCGAUCCUCCAGCCAGGAUGCGCGAGUCCCUAGCGGCGGCCGUGGCGCAUCCCCUCUUGCCUUUGAUCCAUUUGGCAGCCAACCUCAAGCAGGUACAGAUGGGCCCGUACAGAUGCCACCAAGGGAUCGCGCAGAGAACACGACGUCUCCAGUCGCCAACUCCGCUGCUCAGCAGGCAUUUGGACAGUUCAACGAACAAGCCAGCCGCACGUCAAACUCCUCCCCCGGCGCAUCGCCGCCCCUUAUUCAGGGGCAGAAGGGCAACUCGUCUGGAGUGGCACCGAUUGGCACGCGACCCACCCAGGCACCAGGCAUGAACAAGCGUUCCACGACACCACUCACUCCGUCAUCUCUCAGCUACGGAUUCAACGCGAGUGAUGGCCAGCAGAAUCCCAACGCUGCCAAGGACGAGCGUUCGACAUCGGCCGCGUCGAAUCCUGCUCUGGCCGACAAAGGCGUCAGUCUGGGAAAUUGGGGCAGUAACAGCGGCGUUUGGGCGUCCGGCAAAAGCACUUUGGCUGUGCAGCCUUCCGUCUGGGGUUAG